Meloidogyne enterolobii is the source of this 942-nucleotide messenger RNA. The record is from the annotation of a GenBank genome assembly. Lineage: Eukaryota; Metazoa; Nematoda; Chromadorea; Rhabditida; Meloidogynidae.
GGCCGCAGAACAAGCGGAUAUCGUGGUCUCUCUACCGUGUGGCGAUUAGAAGCAGAUUUUGUGCUGCCACAAGAUAUCUAAUUUUUUACACUUCUUGGCCUAAUCUUUCUCUCUCAAAAAAUUCUCAACACGCUCUUUCUGCCCCUGUUAAAGAAGAAAAGCCCCCAACAGAGAGGAAACCAAUCUCUGCUGUCGGCUGCAUUUAAAAUAUAGAGACGGGUUCUUCUCUUAUUUCCACCUUUCUUUUUCAAUCCUUACUUCCCAGGCUGCCUUCAAUUUCACACGCAUCCAUACACUCACCAGUCAAUAAAUGUUGUAAAAUAUAAAACCCCAUCCUAAAUGCUGCAAGCUAGAGAAGGGGUUGAAAUAUAACACAAAGUUAGUAGUAACAUGACCAGUAUAUGAAGAGAAGGAAAUUUUGGUGUUAAAGAAGAAAGUUAGUGAAUGUAUGUAGUAUAAAAAGAGAAAUCAUUAUUUGUUUUUAUUGCCCACUUGUGUGUGGAAAAACAAAAACGGCCAUCAACAAUAAAAUUAUCGAUAAAGGAGAAUUGGAUAAAAAAUCAUAAAAAUACUAAAAUUGGCAUAAUGCCAAACAUUUGAAAAAAAAUUUUGCAAAUCAAUUUUUGCAAAAAAUAUUUUUCUUUUUUGGGGAUGGGUUACGUCAUUUUUUAUUGGAUUGGGUUAUAAAAGAGUUUUCUUUUUUAAGGAAUUGAGGUUUAAUAAUAGCCAAAUAGUACCUACUUUAAUUUAUCUAGUCGUAAAAUGCCUGCUUCUGCUCUAGAGGAAGAUUUGUUAGAAAUUUCCAAGAAGCUUACACGGAUGAGUAAAGAUGUUGAUAGACAGCUCGGUGGUGCCAUUGAUUUGAUUGAAGCUCUCGAAAAAAUGCCCGUUAAUAUCGAAGUCUUAACUGUAUGUUUGAUUUGUUAUAUUUUUAAAUUAUAA